Triticum turgidum subsp. durum (durum wheat) is the source of this 1194-nucleotide messenger RNA. Lineage: Eukaryota; Viridiplantae; Streptophyta; Magnoliopsida; Poales; Poaceae. The record is from the annotation of a GenBank genome assembly.
AUGCCUCCUUCCCCCUCAACUUCUCCGAGCGACUGUGGGGAUUCAGCCAUGUCCAUCACGGCGGACGAGGACCACGCCGGAUGGACAUUCGGCGACAGCGGCAGUGACGAGGAAGAGGAAUGGACAAAUCGACCUUUUACGGUUGACGAUUUUCCAAGGGUUAGCUACGACCGUGGUGAACAGACUUAUACAAUCUAUGCGAAUCCUGAUUUUUGUCGUCGGGGCCCUGCGCCACUCUCUCUUUUCCGCGCAUACAAUGACCCCCUUGUUGAUAAAGAGAGGGAUUGGUUUUGUGAAGAGUAUGAACUCCAUGACGAGUCUGAAAUCACUGUUAACAAUGUUGGGAUCAAUGAUUGCUCAAAUAGCUGUGAUCGAUCUACAAUGGUCUUGGUGCAGUUCUUUGACCUUAAAAUCGCUGGCUAUCACCAUACCCAGCCUGGACCUGCCAAAAUAUUUGGUUUUUUCGCAGCACGGGAUCGGAUCAAACCCCUGCGCAACUAUGUCUACAAGCGCGAGAUUGAUAAUUAUGAAGCUGUGGCUGUGAAUCGGAAAAUGGGUACUGCACGUUUAUCACUGGGAAGCCCUGCUCGAGGCAUCAAUAUGACAGACCAUGUGUUGUUCGAAUUCAAACUUUGCAUACGGAUUGAAGACCAACCUGACGAGGGGCCAAAAGAGGAGCUUCUAAUUGAAGGAUGUACUAAGUUGAGCAAUAUGUUCAGACCAUCAUUUGUUGAAACCCAGCGUCUUUAUGGAGAGAAGUGUGGAUUGGACCUGAAGUUUGCCGUACUGAACAGCGCAGUUCAAGCAAAGAUUGAUGUUGAGAUAGUUUACGCUCCUGCAUGUGGCCUUAUUCUGAAUCUGUAUGCCAAGACGAGUGGCUUCGGGGAUAUUAUCCGCCUAUUUCGUGGACGUUCAAAAGCCGGUGGUAGAUUCAGUUCUGUUGUGGGGGUUUUGAUAGAUAGCUACCUUGAUGUUUGCGUUGAAGGGUCUUCCAAAGAGGGUCUUUGUCAGAGGUCGCCUCAAGACGGCUGUGGUCUUGAUCAGAAGCUGCCCUGUUAUACCUGGACAGGCAGAUUUGGUGCAUGCUAUCGUGGAACAGUGGUUGAAAAGGUGAAGUUUGAUAAAUUCACUACGAUUUCAGUGAAAGUGACUUGGAGUAUGGUCGAUGAAGAAUGGCGCAUCCGAUAUGCUUAG